UCCUUCCGGUCCUCCAUCCUGAGAAAGAGUAAACUCGCCCACGCAACUACAAGUGCGACACGUUUGGUGGCAUAGGCCAGUAGUGAUUCCUCGGCUUCUAUUCGCAUUGCAACUGCUGAUCAGGCGUCACAAUACGUCCGAGGUAGACAGCAGGAAUACGCCCACAUUAGCAUCGAGAUAAACGGCGGCCAUGUCUUCGGAGAACUUCAUCGUCACGGAGCGCUGGUCUCCUUGCCAGCACAUCCGCGAGUAUCCUCAAAGCGUCAAGCGCGAUGACGCCGCGCUCUUCCUGUCUGUCAAGGAGUAUCGCCCACGCGACAGGCUUGACGCGAGCGACGGCGCCAUCACUAUCAUCGCGACGCAUGGGAAUGGCUUCCCGAAGGAAUGUUAUGAAGCGCUAUGGGACGAGCUGCUCAAAGCGGCGCAAGGCUUCGAAAUCAGAGCGAUAUGGAUAGCAGAACAUGCGAACCAAGGAGCGAGCUACAAAAGGAACGAGGAGGUCCUCGGCGACGAUCCGAACUGGUUGGAUCACUCGCGCGAUCUGCUGCUCCUGGUGAACCAUUUCCGAGAUCGGAUGAAGGCGCCAUUUGUGGGUGUGGCGCAUAGCAUGGGGUGUGCGAUGAUGGCCAACCUAGCGUUGAUCCACCCACGCCUCUUCCACUCGCUCGUCUUGAUCGAGCCCGUCAUCCAGAACUGUCAUCCGGCCGGGCCCAACGCCGCGCUCUUCACCUCAUUGCGCCAGGAGAAGUGGGAGUCGCGCGCCAAAGCCGAAGCUCAGAUCCGCAAGAAUCCGCUCUUCAAGUCCAUGGAUCCGCGCAUCCUUCGCGCAUAUCUCACCUACGGGCUACGCGACACCGAGGAUGGCGGAGUGAGACUCGCGACUCCACGGGCACAGGAAGCGUGGUCGUACGUUCGCUCGAACUUCCAGCCUCUGCCCGGGGAUACAUCGACGGCGGAAGCGAGGAGUCGUGAGAGGCUACUCAGUCCUAAUCUCAGUCCUGGUUCGGAACCGUCGAUGGAGGUCUUUAUGCGAGAGGAAAGCUUGCACGUGUACGAGUCGCUGCCCCAUCUCCGGCCUAGGGCACUCUUCAUAUAUGGAGCAUCUUCGCACAUCAACGUCGAAACGAUGAGAGAGAAGCACAUCUCGCGAACAGGGACCGGACGAGGCGGAAAUGGAGGCGUAGCUGACGGCGGCGUGGAGAUGAAGAUCAUCGACAACGCAAGCCACUUGGUCGUUUUCGAAAAACCAGUCGAGAUCGCUAGAGAUAUCUCGGAAUGGGUAGGUAAAGAAGUGGUGCGAUGGAAGGAGGAGAAGGAGUUCUUCGCGACAUUCGAGUCCGGAAAGAGUAAGAAUGAUGGUAAGGAGCUGUCGGACAAGUGGAUCGCGAGCGUGAAAAAGGGUGCUUCGAUACCGAGGUCCAAGGCGAAGGAUGCGGCGAAGUUGUAAGUAGCUCAGCUAUCGUGAGCGUAGGUAGACACUUGUGUAUCAACGCGGCAGCCGUGGUGCUGGAAGCGGUACCCGAUAUCGUACCACGCUUUGGAACUCGUAUCGAACUCCGACGAGACGGUCGGUCCUCUUUUCGCGGAAUGCUUCGUGCAACACGCCGUUCAUUCCCGGACGUAUCACGCCGGGGAGGCAUACCAAUCGCCGCCGUUAAUAUAAUUUCGGCAUUGGAAAAGCGUGGAGUCUUAAUCAAAGCUAGAAAAGCGG
Trematosphaeria pertusa is the source of this 1711-nucleotide messenger RNA. RefSeq names its product alpha/beta-hydrolase. The record is from RefSeq and is a predicted model, not a curated record. Bases 191 to 1447 code for a protein of 418 amino acids. NCBI's taxonomy places the organism in Eukaryota, Fungi, Ascomycota, Dothideomycetes, Pleosporales, Trematosphaeriaceae. The transcript has 3 exons.